Globicephala melas (long-finned pilot whale) is the source of this 1399-nucleotide messenger RNA. NCBI's taxonomy places the organism in Eukaryota, Metazoa, Chordata, Mammalia, Artiodactyla, Delphinidae. The record is from RefSeq and is a predicted model, not a curated record.
ACAGCAGUCCCCAAAUAUAGUGGUGCUUAGGCGGGCACCUCGAAGAAGGGGGUGCAUCUGACGCUGGUUGGAGGGAGAGUGGGGACCGAGGCGAGGCCCCGCCCCGCCCACUCUGGGCUUUGGGAUCCGGGACUCUGGACCAGGGUGGCUGCAGGAAAAGCGCAGGACUGCGGACCCCCACCGGGGCCGGGAGCAGUAGAGAGGGCCGACUCCCGCCUCCUAGAGGCGCCAGCCCGCCCGUCCGCUCUGCCCGCGCCACGUCUCUAUGGCGGCCCCAAAGGCCCUCCGGGGUAAGGAGCGCGAUGAGCGAGGGCGCGGACGACGACGGCGGCGCUGGGGCAGCGGCGCGGUCUCGAGGGGGCAGUCCCCGAGGGGAUGGCUUCGCCCCGUCUGCGCUGGGCACCCGAGAGCAUUGGGAUGCUGUCUAUGAGAGAGAACUGCAAACUUUCCAAGAAUAUGGAGAUACAGGAGAAAUCUGGUUUGGAGAAGAGAGUAUGACUCGACUAAUAAGGUGGAUGCAGAAACACAAGAUUCCAUUGGAUGCUUCAGUGCUUGAUAUUGGAACUGGAAAUGGUGUUUUCCUGGUUGAACUUGCAAAAUUUGGUUUCUCUAAUAUUACUGGAAUUGAUUACUCUCCCUCUGCAAUACAACUUUCUGGAAAUAUUAUAGAGAAAGAAGGUUUAUCUAACAUUAAGUUGAAGGUAGAAGACUUUUUGAAUCCUUCCACAAAACUGUCUGGAUUUCAUAUUUGUAUUGACAAAGGGACUUUUGAUGCCAUAAGCCUUAAUCCUGACAAUGCAAUUGAAAAGAGGAAGCAAUAUGUGAAAUCUCUCUCCAGGGUGUUGAAAGUGAAAGGCUUUUUUCUAAUAACCUCAUGUAAUUGGACCAAGGAAGAGUUGCUAAAUGAAUUCAGUGAAGGAUUUGAACUUUUUGAAGAGCUGCGGACACCCAGGUUCAGCUUUGGAGGCAGAUCUGGAAACAGUGUAGCAGCAUUGGUUUUCCAAAAAACCCAGGUGCACAAGUUCGAGUUGCUUUUUGGGACUGGCAUUUAUGUAUUUGAGAAUCAAACCUGACACUACUCUUGGCAGCUUGACUAAAGCCAUUUUACAGUAAGUACAAACUGUCCUUGAAUGAUUUUUUUCCCUUUGUAGUAGCAACGAGUUUGCCUUUCUUCAUCUGUGAUUAUGUGUGCAAUUUUCUGGCUAUUUUGGGGGAGGAAGGGAGGUAAACAUAUAUGAAAGAUUUUUAUUUUUGGUAUGAAUAAUGUGUUUCAACUCACUUAUUAUUUAUUUUUAAAUUUCCAUGAUACUGUAAUGCAUUACUAUAUGUUGACCUUCAUUCACAUUCAUCCAGAGUAUAAUAGAAACCUUAAAGUACCUAUAUGAGUUAUUAAGUUUUA